Molecule: messenger RNA, 858 nt
Organism: Saxophila tyrrhenica
Lineage: Eukaryota; Fungi; Ascomycota; Dothideomycetes; Mycosphaerellales; Extremaceae
Exons: 2
Coding region: 1-858 (285 amino acids)
Molecular function (GO): protein binding
Source: RefSeq, a predicted model, not a curated record
AUGGACCCAUUUGACCACAUUCUUCAAGGGGUUUCGCCAUAUCCAAUACUUUUGGCCAGCAUUACCAAUGGCGACAUUCCUUCUGUGCGCCGUGAGCUUGAACAGCUCGCACAACAAAGCCCAGAGAUAGACCUGACACCCGCGCUGCUCCAUUGUGUCCACAAAAGACAAGAAGAAGCCAUGACUACCCUGUUGGAGAGCAGCGCCACACCAGAGGAAUCAGUAGUUGAGGCAGCAGUAGGGACUGGAGAGGUGACGAUGAUCAAACCUCUCUUGAUUCACGGAUGGCCGAUAGACCAUACACUCAGAAGUGGUAUCAUGCCUUCCUUGCUCGGUUAUGCUGUCAACAAUGAAGAGCUUUUGACGUGGCUCCUUGCUCGCGGAGCUGAUCCAAAUGCGCUAUCGACCAUCGCUGAGACUCCUUCGUCGGUCGCCGUACGAGACGGAGCAAAGAGAUCAAUCCAGAUGCUUUUCGAUGCUGGAGGAGAUGCCAACAUUGGGAAUCUCCUACACUGCGCAGUAGAGAGACGAGCAGGUCAGGACACUGCAGAGAUCAUCGAGCUCCUUAUCUCUCGAGGGGCGCCAGUCGAUGGAUUCGAAUUUGAGCAGCCCUCAGCGCAGCAGUUGAGAUGGGGAUUCAGUCGCGGAACCGCUCUCCACAAGGCAUGCUAUCUUGGAAAUUCAGAAGCUACUUCUGCGCUUCUGGAACAUGGUGCUGAUCCGUAUUGUAACCGCCGCUACUAUGACGAAGAGGAGCAAUGCACUCCACUUGACGUCGCCAGGGCCAACGGCAACGAGGCGAUUAUGGCCAUGCUUCAACGGAAUCUUGCGAGGUCACAGAUGGCAGCAAAGAUGUAG